GAAGAAGCGGAAACAGUAGUAGAAGAAGAAUUGUGUCAUGCGCAGAGAGGAUUCGGUGAUGUUACAUGUGAAGGUUAAUGUCAGCUGAAGUGGUUAACUUAAACUUUUGUGUCACUUAACCGUUGACUCAGCGGUUCAACCGGCUGCCAGAGAGCUCCGUUACCCGGUCGUUCCCCCCAUCACCGGCUACAGGCUCAGUCAUGGCUGGUUUGUCCAACUAUGCCCUCCGCAUGGCCAGACUGAGCUCACGCAUCUUUGGAGAUGUUGUGCGACCAACGGACUCCAAAUCGAUGAAGGUGGUCCAGCUUUUUCAGGAGCCUCCCAUGGCCAAGAAGAAGGAGGUGUAUGACUGGUACCCACAGCACAACAUUUACUACGCCAUGACCCAGAAGCUCCGGUUCAUGGGCCUGUUCAGAGACGAGCAUGAAGACUUCAAGGAAGAGAUGCGACGCCUGAGGAAGCUGAGAGGAAAAGGGACGCCAAAGAAAGGAGAAGGGAAGAGGGCGGGCAAGAAGAAAUGAAGCGCAGCAUUUCUCCACCUCCAGCGCUACACAGGGCUGGAGGUUCCUGCCCUGCUGUGGAGGCAGACUGGGUUGGACUGCACACUGUGGAUGGACAUGAACUGAAACUCAGCUUUUGUCUGGAUUUUAUCUACGUCCGCUUGGAGAAUGCUUUAGAUCAGCUCCACGCAUCCUGUUACUGUCCUUACAACGUUUCAUCAUUAAACAUUAGAUUUAAAUC
Molecule: messenger RNA, 741 nt
Organism: Melanotaenia boesemani (Boeseman's rainbowfish)
Lineage: Eukaryota; Metazoa; Chordata; Actinopteri; Atheriniformes; Melanotaeniidae
Gene: mrps33
Product: mitochondrial ribosomal protein S33
Exons: 3
Coding region: 201-521 (106 amino acids)
Cellular component (GO): mitochondrion
Source: RefSeq, a predicted model, not a curated record